AUGAAUAAGGACCUGAGGCUUAUUUCCUAUAUGACCUACCUGCCCACUUCCAGGCAGGACAUAGGAGGAAGAGGAGCAGCUCCAAAAGCUGUGGUUCUUCUCCACCCUCCAUGGUCCGUGGCCUUCAAAGGAGAGACAGUGGAGCUCACAUGCCAAGGACCUGACUCCCCAUCUUUGGGAGACACAUAUUGGUAUCAUAAGGAGAAUUUGUUGAAAAUGAAAUCUGAAACAAUCAAAAUAAAACAUUCUGGAGAGUACCAGUGCAAGACUAGAGGAUCCUCUCUCAGUGACCCCGUGAAUGUAGUCUUUUCUUCUGAUUGGCUGAUCCUCCAGGCUUCACAACCCGUAUUUGAAGGAGAUGAUGUGUAUCUGAGAUGCCGGGGGAGAAAGGACUAUAAAAUUCUUGAAAGGUCUUACUACAAAGAUGAAGAAGAACUUGAUCAGUAUAAAAAUGUAGAUGCCAUCACAUUAUAUUCUAUCUCUAUGGACAAUGGUGAAUAUCAUUGUACUGCUUCUGGGAUAACCGUUUUGAGAUGGACAGAACAUUCAAAUCAUCUAAGGAUCCAAGUUCAUGAGUUGUUUCCACCUCCUAAGCUGAGAGCCAUACCCUCCAAUCCCAUUGAGGGGAGCCCCGUGGCCCUGAAAUGUGAGACUUGGAUCCAUCCACAGAGGUCACACACCCAACUUCAAUUCUGCUUCUUCAGAGGAGAUCAGAUCCUGGGAGAAGGCUGGAGCACAUCCCCACAGCUCCAGAUCCCCACCAUGUGGAAUGAAAAUUCAAGAUCUUACUGGUGUAUGGCACAGACAGACAGGAUAAAAAAGAGGAGCUCCCUAUCUCAGAUUCCUGUGCAGAGAAUUCCUGUGUCUGAUGUGAAUCUAGAGAUCCGGCCCCCUGGGGGACAAGUGAUUGAAGGGGAAGAUCUGGUCCUUAUCUGUUCCGUAGCCAAGGGUACAGGUACUAUCACAUUUUCCUGGUACAAGGAGGGUACAGUAAAUCUAGGAAGAAAGACCACGCGUUCCUUGUGGGCAGAACUGCCAGUACCCAAUGUGAAGGAAUGUGAUACCGGCAAAUACUACUGUACAGCUGACAACGUUCAUGGCCCCAUCCUCAGCAAGUGGAUUGUAGUCACCGUGAUAGUUCCAGUGUCUCAGCCAGUCCUCACCCUCUGGACUCCCAGGGCCCAGCCUGUAGUGGGGGACAUGGUAGAGCUUCACUGUGAGGCCCAGAGAGGCUCACCCCCAAUCCUGUACAAGUUUUAUCAGGAGGAUGUCACACUGGGGAACAGCUCAGGCCUUUCUGGAGGAGCAUCCCUCAACUUGUCUCUGGCUGCAGAACAUUCUGGGAGCUAUUCUUGUGAAGCUGAGAAUGACCUGAGGGUCCAGCGCAGUCACAAAGUGACACUCAAUAUCAUAAUUCCAGUGUCUCGUCCUGUCCUGACCCUCUGGGAUCCCAAGGCCCAGCCUGUGCCAGGGGAUAUGGUGAAGCUUCACUGUGAGGCACAGAAAGGUUCUCCCCCAAUCCUGUACCAGUUUUAUCAUGAGAAUGUGAGCCUGGGAUACAGCUCAGCCCCCUCUGGAGGAAGAGCAUCCUUCAACUUCUCUGUGACCAUAGAGCAUUCUGGGAACUACUUGUGUGAGGCCAGCAAUGGCCUGGAGGUCCAGCGCAGUGACACAGUGGCACUCAAUGUCAUAGGGUCUUCCAACAAAAGAACAGGCCUUACCACUGCAGAAUUCAGUGGGGAGCCGGUCAUCAUCUUUGGCUUUGCCACUAUUGCUGCUAUUGGUGCUAUUGCUGCUAUGCUGUACUGCUUUAGAACCCAAAGGAAAUCAGGAGGAAUUGCUGCCACUGGAACACCAAGCCAUGCAGUCUCACAGUGUAAGAAGCCUUCCUUGUCAAGGCUUUCUAGCACAGACCUCAAAGAGCCCUCCUAUUCCCAGCCACUAGGCCUAGUGGAGCUGCACCCAGAGUACAGCAACGUAAAUACUGCAGAUUCCAAUCUGGUAUAUUCCCAGGUCUUGAGCAUCCAGGUUGCAAAAGGAAAAUCAGGUGAGAAACUUCCCAGACAAGUAGAGGAACACUCAGUCAUCUAUUCAGAGUUGAAGAAGGCACACCCAAAUGACUCCCCAGAGCAGUCCAACAGUAGAGACAUGGACUACAAAGAAAACUAUGAGAAUGUCCCAUGA
This is a messenger RNA of Orycteropus afer afer, 2184 nucleotides long. NCBI's taxonomy places the organism in Eukaryota, Metazoa, Chordata, Mammalia, Tubulidentata, Orycteropodidae. The record is from RefSeq and is a predicted model, not a curated record.